This is a messenger RNA of Hemicordylus capensis (graceful crag lizard), 2527 nucleotides long. It is a transcript of the gene GDPGP1, whose product is annotated as GDP-D-glucose phosphorylase 1. The record is from RefSeq and is a predicted model, not a curated record. Lineage: Eukaryota; Metazoa; Chordata; Lepidosauria; Squamata; Cordylidae. Gene Ontology annotation, molecular function: GDP-D-glucose phosphorylase activity. Bases 1165 to 2385 code for a protein of 406 amino acids. Gene Ontology annotation, biological process: glucose metabolic process. The transcript is spliced from 2 exons. Gene Ontology annotation, cellular component: cytoplasm.
GUGGGCCCUGGAAGAGACACCCGCAGCUGACACCUGCGGGGCCCAGCACCCCUCCGCGCCCACCCCUGGGAAGGGCGCUCGCUCUCCGCAGCAGGGCAAGGAGGGCGGCCCAGCCGGCCCGGCCCCCACGGCCGCCUAGCCUUUGCCCCCCUGUGGGCUGGGCACACAGCCAGCAGCAGGCACUGCCCCCCCCCCCGUCUCUGCUUACACGAAGCCCGGGGGGGGAUUCCCGGCAGCUUAGUCCGGGCUUUGGCUUCCUCGAGAGGCUGCCAGGAGCCGGGGCGCGGCGGGCAGCAGGCCUGGCGGCCCCCGAGAGCCCUCGCCAGGCACCGCUGCUGCUGCUGCUGCGACCCGCGCGCCGGGCGGGCUGGCACCCCCCGAGCCGGAGGAGGGCACGCGCGGGCGGGGCGGGGCCACAGCGGCGAGGAAGCGGAAGCAACCGGCUGCUGCCCCGCCGCCCUCCCCGAGCACCCCCAGACCCGCCGCCCCGGGAGCCGGGGCCCCACGGCGGGAGGGGGGCCAGGCUGGGCGCGGGGGCGGGGGGAGUACUCACAGCAGGAUCUCCUGUUUGGUCAGGAAGGUCAGCUCCUGCGGGGGGGGGAGAUGGGGGGAGGAGGGGGGGUCAGUGGUCCGCCGGCGGGAGGAGAGCCAGAGCGGCCGGCGGUGGCGGCGCACUCACCGCGGCUCUGCUGCGAUCCCGCCGCCCCCGGUGGGGCAUGCAGGGCGCAGGGCAGCCCCCACCCCGGACCCCGGACCCCGAGGCGGGGGGGCAGCUCCUCCCCCCCUCUCCUCCCCCGAGGGAGGCCCCUGCGCGCCGGCCCCCCACCUGGUACUCCCCCAGGAGAUCGCGGGGCAGGCGGCUGCCCGACCCCCCCAUGGCGCCUCGAGCGGACCCGACCCGGCACUUCCGCGUCUCCUCCUCUUCCUCCUCCGCCCCCUCCCCGCCCCAACACGUCACCGUUGCCAGGCAACCGCUCCCCGGCCGCGGCCGCCCCUUAAAGAGACAGGGGGCCCGUGGGACUCCCCGCCACUGCCGCGUUGGAGCAGCGCUUCGCGUGACGUGAGACUGAGACGGGUCGCCCCCUGGUGGCUUUCGGAGACUCUCCCACGACAGAGCGGGCGCGGGACGCUGACCCCCCCCCAGGCCCCGCAGCGGGGGCGAGGAUGCACGUGUGCCAGGGCGAGCAGGAUCGGGGCGCAGCCGCUGCCCGGCGGCGGCGCUGCAGAGGAGCCGCCUCCGCCUCCAGUGAGGCCACCAUGGGCUGCCAGCCAAGCCCUGAGCGACCCCUUGCAGAGGCCUUUGUCUACCACGAAGAAGACCUUUUGCUGCAUGGGGUGGCGUGGCAAGGAGAGAGGUCUGUUGAGCUGGCCGGCCACGCUCCGUCCCACUUUGACCAGGCUCUGCAGUCCACCUGGGAGGACAGACUGAAUCGGGGCCUCUUCCGCUACCGCUUGGGGGUGCUGCCGACCCGGAUCCUGCCCGGGGAUGUCGGGUUUGUGGCCCAGCUGAACAUCCAGAGGGGCGCGGAGAGGAGAGCACCCCAGGAGAUCCACAGCGUCCAGCAGAGCUUCGACCCCCAGCGCUUUGGCUUCAGCCAGAUCAGGCCUGAAGAGGUUCUCUUCCGCAUGGCCAAAGGCUGCACCACCCCCUCCGUGCCCCAGGUGGGGGGUCCUGGGCCCUGGGCCGGCCCCGCCUGGGUCCUCGUGGUGAUCAACGUCAGUCCUCUGGAGUUUGGGCACGUCCUCCUGGUCCCGGACCCCGCUCUCUGCUUGCCUCAGGUCCUCACCGCAGAGGCCCUUGCCUUUGGCCUGGAAGCCGUCCUCCUCAGCAGCCACCCUGGCUUCCGCGUGGGGUUCAACAGCCUGGGGGGCUUUGCUUCUGUCAACCACCUGCACCUGCAUGGCUUCUACCUGGACUGGGAGCUGCUGGCCGAGUCGGCCCCCUGCCAGCCCCUCUUGCCCCCAGCGGGCCUGUUCCUGCUGCGGGAGUUCCCGGCCCCGGCCUUCCUCUUCUACAGCCAGGGGGGGCGGCUGGAGGGGCUGGCGCGCCGCAUCUGCCAGGUCACCACCUUCUUGGUCCGGAAGGAGGUGGCCCACAACCUCUUUGUGACUCGAGGCGCUCCGCCCGAGGGCCCCGCUCGCUCUCCAGCUCGGCCGGGCCUUCGCAUCCUGCUCUGGGCCCGCAAAGCCUGCUUCGGGGCCAAAGAAGAGGCUGCCUUCAACGUGGCACUCUGUGAGCUGGCAGGGCACCUGCCUGUCAAAAGCGCCGAGGAAUUUGAGGGCCUCACAGAGGCAUCUGCCAUCCACACAAUCCAAAAAUACCUCCUCCCAGAGCCUCAGUUUGCCCAGCUCCAGAGGGAGCUGGUGGCCCUCCUCCAAGAGUGACCUCUGCCUCCUCCCCCUGCCCCAGACAUGCUGCCGCCACUGGAGCUUGUUCUUCAUAGGGGAGCCCCCCGCCAGGCACAACAAAUACGGCCGAGGACAUGCCAGGUUAUUGCUGGUCAAUAAAACUGAACACUCCGCUGGA